GGAUCCAGGAAGUUGCCAGAGCAGUUUGUGUAUUGUGUCAGGCGAGUCGCUUGUACUCACGAUAGAAUUACUCUCAUGCACAUUCAGUUUAAAAAAUAUAUAUCAUUUGGUGUAUGUGAGAUUAGGAAUGCUCAACAUUGCCUGGCGACCCUUAGAGAGCAGUACUUAUUCGAAUCACACAAAACGUGUUCUUUUUGACCGAAAAGGGGGACUGUUUGCCUAAGCAGUAGAUUGUCUUGCAUUGCUUAGUUACAGCAGAAUAUGCAACGUGAUUAACUUGCUGAUCUGCAGUCGCACAGGAUUGUAAGAGCCAUGGAGAGGGCGCAGAUGAAGAGGAAAGCCUUGAAAUUGCCGGAGACGGAGGAGUCUCUGUGCUGCUGUGAGUACCUGGACCGCAAUGGAGAGAAGAACCACAUAGCUGCCUGCUGCUGUAACUGCGAGGACCUGGACGAGACCUGUGACAGGUGGUGCAAAUGCGAGCCUCUAAACCCUGACUCUUUGUCUCGCGUCGCAGAGACUCUGUCGGACCGUUUCCGAUUGCCCUGGAUCUCGGGAGCCCAGCGGGUUGACAUCACAAUCCUGCCUCCACUCGUGCUGCUUCCCAUCUUCCUCCACAUUGCUGCUCUGCACUUCCUGCUGGCCCUCGUCAUCCUGACAGCCCUUCCAGUCUUUGUUCUGUGGUACUAUUACGUUACUCACCGCAGGAAGGGUCACACUCUCUUCUUCCUAAGCCUGGCCCUUUUCUCGCUGGGCUACACAUACUACCUGUUUCUCACUAAAAUUGUCCCAAUGGGGGAUGUCAGCCUUCUUCAGUUGACUGUAUUGACCAGCGGGUUAAUUCUCACACUGCUGUGUCUGGCACAAGCCAAGAAAAACCCUGGCUACAUCGAGAACAGCAAAGAGACUGGUUGUGAUCACAGCACUGCGAAAUAUUACCAUAAGCAGCCACAAAAAGACAGCAAAGUAGGUUCCAAUGGUGUGCAUCAUGAGUCGGUCAGCAAUGGCUUUCACCCAUCGAAGGACAAUGGGGGUUACACAAAACCACUGGUUGACAGUGAGAAUGUUGAAAAGAACUGGUGCCGUGUGUGUAAGAUUGUACGGCCUCCCCGUGCCGGACAUUGCAGAAUCUGUGUUGCAUGUGUGCAGAGGCUGGACCAUCACUGUGUUUGGAUUAACAGCUGCGUGGGGCAGGCUAAUCACCGUGCAUUCCUCCUCACCCUGCUCCUCUUCCUCCUCACGUCGACGUAUGGGAUCAGUCUGACCCUGGGCUCCGUCUGUCCAAGACAGAGUGUCUUCACCGCCCUCUUCUACUGCCCUGGAGUCUACGACCAGUACAGCUCUGCGCUGUGCUUCACUUGCUGUUGGUACGGCUGCAUCGUGACUGGUGCGCUGCUGCACUUGUUUAUCGUCCAGCUGAUCAAUGUGAGCUAUAAUGUGACGGAGCGUGAAGCAUGCAUUGCCUUGCGGGAGAAGUCCGGGCGCAGCCAGCUGUGGGGGUUGAUCGUUGACACGGGACACUUCAAUCACGGCUUUCUCCUCAACUGGCGGGAGUUCCUGUCCAUGAACACCUCCGUCUCGCUUCAGCAUCAUCUAGAGGACGUGGUGUAGCAACAAAAAAGAGAGUAAUAAUCCAGGGCUAAAUAUGGUUUGCUUACAUAACACAGGAGAUGUGUGAUAGAAUGCAGUAACCACUCAUUUAAAUGUUUUCACUCUCCUUGCAUAUGAUGAAAACGUUUACUUCUCUCCAAAGAGCUGCUGUAUUAGACAAUAUUCAGGUGACAUUACAAAUGAAAACUUACUGUUACAGUGUAAAAAUACUUCAUGUUGUUUGAGUGGCAGAACGUGAUUAGUGAUUCCAGUUGCUGUUUCCUAACAUUUGGUUGAUAGAAGUGUCAUUUGCUCAUUCAAUCUGCAUAGCCCGUCUGAUUCUUCCAACAUCCACAUCUGGUAUGGUGACAUUAGGAAAAAGCUACCAGACAAUAUUUUUAAAGCCAAAACUUAAUUCUGCAUUAAGCCACACAAAUCAAAGUCAUAACUUAACUAGAAUUAAUAAUAUUAAUAGAAUUAAUAACUCCAACACCACCGCAAGGUUAGACACACAAGCCGAAGGUUUAUUUAUUCUCUGUGUACCCCUGCAAAAAAGUGACUUUGAAAGAUUUUUUUUUUUUUUAACCUUAAAACAGACGAUGCACUAGUAAUUGUAGCCAUUUUUAGAAUGAAGCAUGAUUUUUGAACUGUAAGAUUAGUUCUGAUUCGUGUACUGCUGUGUUUAACAGCUUUCUGUUACUGGUAAUGACAAGGCAGUUCAUUUAUUGACUAGGUAUUGAAAUUCAUACAUUUCAGCAUGUUAUUGAAGCAUGUCUUUCUAGUAGAAUAAAAUAUUAUGCACCAUAGAUUGCAAAACAGCACAGUGCUCAUAUAGCCGGCAUUUUUAAUUUUUGGAGUUAAAACAAAUAUUUUAUUAUAUUUCUAUGUAUAUAAGUAUGUAUCCGUUUUAAAAUAUACCUGUAUAUAAAUAAUAUAUAUUUUAAUAUGUUUAAUCAAGUGCAAUAUAUUUAACUGUAACGUUUUAAAUAUAUAAAGGGGUUUCCAGAAGUGGUUGGAGAUUGCAAAGUCAUAAUAAUAAUAAUAAUAAUAAUAGUAAUAAUAAUAGGUUUGGAAGUUAAAUAACUUAUGCACACAUAUACUUAUUGUGAUUUAUUCAUUCAGGCCAGUUCAAAAAGUAUAAUCACUGUGAGAACUUAUGAGCUAAUAAAAAAAUAAUACAGUGACACUACAUAAUUCAGCAAAAAAAACAGUAAUUGGUGUGGCAGAUCCACAUUAGCCAUGUUACUAAGUCUCAGGAAUAAAGUAGUUUAACUGAUAAAUAAACUGGUGUUGACAAAUGGUCCUGUUUUUUUUCUUUUUUUUUUUUUUAAACUGACUACUUUUUCCAAAAUGUAAAAUAAGAUCUCAUUAUAAAUACAGAUUUACCAAGUGACACAAAAGCAGAGAUUGAUGGCAGUUUACUAGAUUAGAAAGAAUUUAGUUCCUCUACUGCUACACCCAUAUCCAGGCUGCAGGUUAUGUCAGAUGGCAUUGUGGGUACAACACUGGUCUCGCGGGCACCAUUUUGCCCACUGGUGUUGACUUCUUGUCAUUUGCACUUUUUGUGUUUUUGUCUUUAUUAAUUUAUUUUUAAUAAAUGUAAAGAUUUGUCUUUGAUGCUAUGAAACAAUUAAAUAUGAACUUUAAAAUCAAAACAA
Acipenser ruthenus (sterlet) is the source of this 3245-nucleotide messenger RNA. RefSeq names its product palmitoyltransferase ZDHHC23-B. Bases 313 to 1608 code for a protein of 431 amino acids. Gene Ontology annotation, cellular component: endoplasmic reticulum; Golgi apparatus. NCBI's taxonomy places the organism in Eukaryota, Metazoa, Chordata, Actinopteri, Acipenseriformes, Acipenseridae. Gene Ontology annotation, molecular function: protein-cysteine S-palmitoyltransferase activity. The record is from RefSeq and is a predicted model, not a curated record. The transcript is spliced from 5 exons. Gene Ontology annotation, biological process: protein targeting to membrane; peptidyl-L-cysteine S-palmitoylation.